CGAGCGGGGCGAUCUUCUUUGCCGUGUGCCGAGGUAAAGUCAGCGAAGGCAUCGACUUUUCCAACGAAAACGGCCGCGCCGUGGUCAUCACGGGUCUUCCGUUCCCACCGACCAAGGACCCCAAGAUCAUGUUGAAGAAAGCGUUCUUGGACAACCAAGUCGUCGCCCCCAAUGAAAUGAAACUGAGCGGCAAUCAGUGGUAUGUCCAGCAGGCAUCGCGGGCCGUCAACCAAGCGGUGGGACGCGUGAUUCGGCACCGCCAUGACUAUGGAGCCAUCAUCCUCUUGGACGAACGGUUUGCCUACGGCCAACAAAAAGGAUCCCUCUCCAAGUGGUUGCAACCCCACGUCCACGUGGUGUCGUCGUAUGGCGAAGCCCAUGGAGGGCUUACGGGGUUCUUCCGACGAAACAAAGAGCAAGCUGCCACCGUCGCCGCUUCCACGGCUGCUGCCGCCGCGGCCACCGCCAAAGUCAAGGCCAUGUACGCAUUCAAGCCGCCCCAGCCCCUUGCAACGCCAUCGUCAUCUUCAGCGACGGCGUCUGCAUUCAACGUAUCGUCAAAACCGUCCGAUGUGCUGGCCAGCCAGGUUGCCAUCGGCGAUGGCCAGUCGUACAUACCCCCUGAAGCACUUCAUUCGAUCUCACGCCCGCACAUGUCCCCCGCCCCGCCCAAGAUGGCGCCGCUGGAGCUCCUUGUGCAACAGACGCGAACUUUAAUGCCUCCGGCGCAAGUGACCCAGCUCGUGAUGUACAUGCGGGACCCGAAGAGCCAUGUUGACGACAUUGACGCCCUCCUCGCGCCGUACCCAACGCUCCGCGAGCAGAUUGCCCCCCUUCUCCCUCCACGCUCGGUGGCUCAAGCCAUGGAUCAGCUCAGUCACCUGACUUCCACGAAGCGCAAAGCACCCUCGCAACCUGCGGCAAAAGUGGCCAACCCACAGUGCAGCAUCUGCUUUGACAUUGUCCAGACGACGUCAGCGCCGCCGUGCGGCCACAUUUGCUGCGUCCGGUGCUGGAAGAAGCUGCAACAACCUGACCAUACCAUCACGUGCCCUGUGUGCAAAGGGUCCUUUCAUCUCGACACAUUCACUCGGGUCGUCGCGACAUUGUCGUCGAAGCGACCGAAGCCACCGAGUGCCAAGUGAACGAGCGAACCACACUUCGUGUGCUUAUCGUCGCGGUGCGAUCGUACCAUGGCACUAGACACCACCACGACCGUCGCCACCGCCAAUUCGUCGGCCGGGUAACAUGAAUCGAGUGAACUCUCCGAGACCUCCUCUCCCACCCGACCUUUUCUUGCGAACGAUGCUUCCG
This is a messenger RNA of Aphanomyces invadans, 1314 nucleotides long. RefSeq lists its product as hypothetical. Gene Ontology annotation, molecular function: ATP binding; DNA polymerase binding; DNA helicase activity. Gene Ontology annotation, biological process: negative regulation of DNA recombination; telomeric loop disassembly; regulation of double-strand break repair via homologous recombination. Lineage: Eukaryota; Oomycota; Saprolegniomycetes; Saprolegniales; Verrucalvaceae. Gene Ontology annotation, cellular component: nucleus. The record is from RefSeq and is a predicted model, not a curated record. Bases 129 to 1145 code for a protein of 338 amino acids. The transcript is spliced from 4 exons.